Molecule: messenger RNA, 1614 nt
Organism: Yarrowia lipolytica CLIB122
Lineage: Eukaryota; Fungi; Ascomycota; Dipodascomycetes; Dipodascales
Source: RefSeq, a predicted model, not a curated record
AUGCACAUUUCAGAAGACGUGGCGCGAUUGGUGUUGGAACACACCAACGUAGAUGACAGUGUAGCGCUUAGUCAGACCUGUCGGAGCUUCCGGGCGGUAUUUUUCGAGCUCGACCGGUUGAUGACAGACAAGGUGGUCCAAUGUUGUCCGUGGAUGACGCUAGAGGAUGAGGGCGGAGACAGAGGCUACGACUCUGAGGGCCGAUCGUGGAGACAACGUGCCUUGGUGUGUGCUGCUAGAAACCGGGCCGCCAACAAUGACAAGAAUUGGGUCCGGGUAACGUCUGAGCAGGCCCUCAACAAGAGCAACUACUCGAUUGAGGAGCCGGUCGAGGGCAAGACUGUUGCGAAUCCGACCCGAGAGGAGUUGAAGGGAUACAGGGGGACGUUUGGAGAUGUGCGAUUGCCAUUUAAGCACCGCAGAGCCAUUGCUAAGGACGGGGUUGUCUAUCUGAGGGAGAGGACAUAUCCUGAGAAUUGUCUUGACUUUUGUCCCGUCAGUUUGGACCUGAGAGAGUUGACUGUGAUCAAUCAAGGUGUAGGUGGUUCUGCAGACGGAUCAGGUCGCUCCGCAGAUGCAGUUUCUCCACUCAGAGAAGCUCGUCCGGUUUGCCAGCUUCUGGACUUUGGCAGCGAGAGCAGAGACAGUUUCAUCUCUCCCGUGUCCGGCAUCGAAGUUGUUAGUGCCACUCCCACAGAUACCGGCAACAGAUACCCCGAGGGGCUGGUGUUCUACGAAAAUAUCAUGUUCAUUGACGAGAACGAAACGGUCAUGAUUGUGGCAAAACGAUGUAUAGCGUCCACGAGACAUGAGGCGUUUUACGUGUACAAACCGGACGCCAACAUCAUCGACAACAAGCUGCAAUUCAACUUUAACCACUGGAAACAGACCGCCAUGGACCCUCUGAUGCCUCCCCAGCUCAUUCCCAACUCGAGCUAUGUUGCUGUGGUGAGAAAGAUUGGAGAUUCGAACUGGGCCUGUAUCGAGCAUGCCAGCAAGAAGGACAAGGAUCUCAUACAGCUUAUGAAGAUGGACACUCGACUUUUCAGCGUCCAGGUGUUCAACGGGUUGCUCCACGUCUACAAGGGCAACCGGUUGUAUCCCAUUUGGGUGAAUCUUGACGAGAAGCGAAAACUGCUGUUCAACUACCUAUUGCCGGAAGAGAAGGGCCAAUACACUCUCUGUGAGGUGAAACCUGUUCUGAAACGCGGUUGGAAGGCCCCUGGAGGCUGGAAGGUGUCCAGAGCUGUGCCCUGGUUUGCCAAAGGAGGUAAUGGAAGGUACAUUACUGUGGGAGAUUUCAGAAAGGGAGGAGGUUAUGUUGUGGCAGACUUCCAGACGGGCGAGUCGUACACAACCCAAGUGCCCUACAGAAACGAUGGAAAACCCGAUUUCGUCUUUCCUUCUCAUUCAGUUAAUGACAACUCCAUCAGCUUCUUUUCUUGGUCUCAAGUUGUCGGUCGCAAAAUUGUGUCGGAACUCGAUGAACUCAACGACUCUGUUGAAGAUGGAGAUGCCAUUGACUGCAAAGAAGAGUCGGUCAAACUUGCAAAGAUCUACGAUGAGCUCAUCUCGCCACCUGCCCCGGACUCAGAAAGUGGCUGGGAACAGUGA